UCAGUUAUUGUCGCUCUUCGCUGCUGCCGCAAUGAAGACUUGCAUCCUUGUGGCUCUCUGCUUGCUGCUGAUCCAGCUGGCGAGCUCCCACAUGGCAGUUCCCUGCCAUGGCAUCACCUACUACGACUGUUACCAUUACUGCAGCCACGGCACCUGCGUCCCGAGUACCGAGUGCUUUCAUCGCUGCAACAGCGGCUGCGGCUGCCAAGAGGCCUUCAUCGUGAGGAAUAAUGGCGCUUGCAGGAAGCUGGAGGUGUGUCAAAUCGGCGACGACGAUGAGGAACCCACCCCACCGGAUUUCGGGCCACCGGGUGUUGGGCCACCGCCAGACCCGCCGCAACGAAGGUACCAAAAAGAGGGUAUCAGGCCACCGGGUUUCGGGCCUCCGGGUUUCGGGCCACCGGGUGUUGGGCCACCGCCAGACCCGCCGCGACGAAAGUACCAAAAAAAGGGUUAUGGGCCACCGGGUAUCAGGCCACCGGGUUUCGGGCCUCCGGGUUUCGGGCCACCGGGUGUUGGGCCACCGCCAGACCCGCCGCAACGAAGGUACCAAAAAGAGGGUUUCCUUCCCGCAGGUAAUGUUCCGCCACAGGAUGCUGAUGCUGGCCUGGGACGUAUGUUGCAUCCAAGCGAUUCAGAUCCGGGUCCUAACGCAGGUGGUGCUGUCGUAGACUCCUACGUCAGUACUGAUGAAGAGUCAGAAGUGAAAAAUGUUAUAGCUGACUCACUUAGUGAUGAAUAUACCAAAUAAAGCACCUGUUUCACAGAAAA
This is a messenger RNA of Drosophila obscura, 771 nucleotides long. It is a transcript of the gene Sfp53D, whose product is annotated as basic proline-rich protein. The record is from RefSeq and is a predicted model, not a curated record. The transcript has a single exon. Bases 32 to 751 code for a protein of 239 amino acids. Lineage: Eukaryota; Metazoa; Arthropoda; Insecta; Diptera; Drosophilidae.